Fukomys damarensis (Damara mole-rat) is the source of this 1651-nucleotide messenger RNA. RefSeq lists its product as uncharacterized. The coding region runs from base 1 to 912 and encodes 303 amino acids. The record is from RefSeq and is a predicted model, not a curated record. NCBI's taxonomy places the organism in Eukaryota, Metazoa, Chordata, Mammalia, Rodentia, Bathyergidae. The transcript is spliced from 3 exons.
AUGGUCCGUGUCCUCUCCGGGGGGCGCAGAGGCUCCCAAGGCUCCCCAGGGAGAGGCCGGAACCCACAGGCCCAGGGUUGCUGCUGUGAGCAACCUCCUCAGGCCCUCCGCAUCCUGCAGCGCAGCCUGGCUGGACACGGACAGCGGGGACAGCUGGGGGCUGCGCUGAGGAAGGCGAGGGAGUCCUGGUCCUCAUCGCAGGGCACGAGUCAGCCACUCCGCUGGCCCCACUCAGGGCAGCAGCCCCAGAGGGGGGAGGUGGCUGCCGUGUGUCGCCAGUGCAAAGGCCGCCGGGCUGGCCCUACAAGAAAAGAGGAACAAGACCGGACUCCCGCGCAGCCCAGCCACGAGGCGAGACGAGCCCUGCUCCGUGCUGGCGGUGUUUCUGACUUCAGGCUGGAGGGACCUCAGCACCAGCUCCCUCCUUCCCGGGACGUGGCUACUGUGGCACCUGCAGAGGUGCUGGCACAGGAACUUGGUAAGAACCCAAGCCGGGGUUUAGGUGGUGAGCUCCAUCCUCCUCCUCUGGGGCCAGGAGCCCUCUUCUCCCUACCAGACUGCACAGAGCCCAGGAUCUGUCCCUGGCCCUUCCCAGGGCUCCUCCACCAGGCUGCCCACCCCAGUCCGUCCCCAGCUACUCUCGGGAGCCAGGGAUACGGAGGGGUUCGGCCCUGUGACACAGCCUGCCCGGGGGGGGGAUGUCGUCCUGCCGUGGUCCUGCCAUGCGGAGCCACCUCUCACCUGCUACAAGGUGACGCCCCCAUCCCUCUGCCAGCAGCCACAUCUCUGUCCUCCCAGAGCCAGAGCCACUCCCACUGUGUCCCUUGGUGUGGGAUCCUGCCGACCACUCCUCACCAUCGUGACCCCUCCUGUUCCACCAGCUGCUCCUGGCUGUGUGGCCAGGACAGCUGAGUGCGGAGUCCUGCUGGCCCAGGACGCCCAAAUGGUCCUGACUGGCUGAGACUCUGCGCAGUCUGAUGGCGUCUUCCUCUUCCGUUCAACUGACUGUGUGGAGGGACCAACUGCCGGAGGAUUCUGAUUGGCUGAGCAGUGUGGGCCCCUGGCCACCUGAGUGGCUGCCACCUGGGCCUAGGUGCCUGUGUGUGGGGGGGUGGCAGAGGGACCCUUGGGGCCUGGCGGAAGAUGAGGAAGGCUGGGAGACUGAAUAGUGGUUUUGUUGGCCUUGCUCACAAACUUUGGGACCACUGCACUGUCCUCUCGAGGCCCUGCACUCAGAGCCAUCUUUUCUUUGAGACCGGUGGAGGAGACCACUAGCAUAUCCUGAAAGUAAUACAUCUACUUUACAAGGGAGGACAAAAAUGACCAACGCAGAAUGUGCCCCUUUUCCCUUUUCUCAGGAGCCUUAGCUGGGUCUUCAGAGUCCACAAGGGGAGCCAUAUGCCAGCCCUUGACCAGAAUAGUGUGAAACCCUCAGAUACCCCGGCUCCUCGCCUUUCAUCAGCCCUGGUCAUCUCCCUCACCACAGGACCUGUGGGCACCACAGUGGAUGAUUGUAGUGUUGUCCAAGGCUGUGGGAGGGUCUAGGGAUGCAGCCUUCCAGUUUGAGCCCCAGUUCAGCCCCAUGCAAAAUGGGGUUCCAUACUCGGAAUGAUUUUUUCUGCCAUGCAAACUGUCAGCCUGGCUGACAGGG